Gavialis gangeticus (Gharial) is the source of this 1459-nucleotide messenger RNA. Its product is annotated as acyl-coenzyme A amino acid N-acyltransferase 1-like. Gene Ontology annotation, cellular component: peroxisome. Gene Ontology annotation, biological process: fatty acid metabolic process; acyl-CoA metabolic process. Gene Ontology annotation, molecular function: fatty acyl-CoA hydrolase activity. The transcript has 4 exons. The record is from RefSeq and is a predicted model, not a curated record. NCBI's taxonomy places the organism in Eukaryota, Metazoa, Chordata, Crocodylia, Gavialidae.
CCCUCUCUGGCUCAAGAGAAACCUGGAGUCUUCAGAGCUCUGCUUUGGCAAUGGCCAAGCUCACAGUCACCCCAAGGACAUCCCUUGUUGAUGAACCAGUGAAAAUCCAUGUCUCUGGCUUGGCUCCCUCUGAGCUGGUGACCCUCCAAGCCUCUUUGACAGAUGAGAAGGGGGUGCUUUUCCAGUCCAGAGCUUUCUACAGGUCUGAUGAGGCUGGUGAGGUUGAUUUGGAGCAAGCUGCUGCUCUGGGAGGAGAUUAUGCUGGCGUGCACCCCAUGGGUCUUUUCCAGUUCCUGAAACCAGAAAAGAUGUUUCACAGGUUGAUGAAACGAGAUGUGAUGCAGAGUCCAUUCCACGUGAGCCUGGAUUUGUUCAGCUCAUUCCACUUGGUUUCCACACCCCAUGAUCAGCCUGUGACAAGCCAGACUGUGGAAAGAUGGCAUGUGGCACCGGGAGUCCAAUGAAUCCUGAUCAGUGACAGCAGAGUGCAUGGGGCCCUCUUCCUCCCACCAGGAGAAGGUCCUUUCUCAGGACUGAUUGACCUGUUCGGCAGUGUGGGUAGACUCAUUGAAUUUUGAGCCAGUCUUCUCGCCAGUCGUGGUUUCGCUGCACUUGCCCUGGCGUACUUUGGUUAUGAAGACCUGCCUGAGAUGCUAGUUGAGGUGGAUCUGGAAUACUUUGAGGAAGCCGUCAACAUCCUCUUGAGACACCCCAAGGUAGGAGGGCCGGGGGUUGGCUUGGUCUCAAUAUGCAAAGGUGCUGAGAUUGCACUGGCCAUGGCAUCAUUUUUGCCCAACAUCAAAGCAGUAGUUUCCAUUAACUCAACCCAUGCCCUCCAUGGGAUGCCGCUCCGCUACCGGAAUCUGCACAUCAAUCCAAUCCCUUACAAGAUAGAAUGCAUCAGGUUCACACCCUUGGGACUAAUGGAACUCUCUAACAUGGUUGAUGUCAUUCACACUGAAGAAAGUCAAGAGAGCAUCCUACCUGUAGAACAAACCGAGGCCAAAAUCCUCUUCAUUGUGGGGGAGAAUGACAGGAACUACAACAGCAAAGCAUUUGCCGAGAAAGUGAUGGAGAGGAUGAGGAGGCAUGGAAGAAAGAACUACAGAAUGCUUUGCUAUCCAGGUCCCGGACACCUGAUUGAGCCGCCAGGAUCACCUUUCUGCCACCACUCAUGGAGCUUCUUUUUCUUCAGGCCUGUGGUAUGGGGAGGGGAAGCCCAGUCCCAUGUUGCAGCACAGGAGCAUUCCUGGAAGGAGAUCCAGAAAUUCCUCUGGCAACACCUCUACCCAGCUGGAAGCAGCAGGCUUUGAAUACAGGGAGGCACAGACCAAGGAAUAUCUGUGCUCCUGCCUUCCAGGUACCUAAUCAAUAAAUACUGGGAAGAAGCUGCCAUUUGGGAGCCUCACCACAUGGAAAUUCACCACACCAGAUAUUAAAAGCAUUUCCAAUCACUUCA